This is a messenger RNA of Orycteropus afer afer, 948 nucleotides long. RefSeq names its product olfactory receptor 502-like. Bases 1 to 948 code for a protein of 315 amino acids. Gene Ontology annotation, biological process: G protein-coupled receptor signaling pathway; sensory perception of smell. The transcript has a single exon. Gene Ontology annotation, molecular function: odorant binding; olfactory receptor activity; G protein-coupled receptor activity. Gene Ontology annotation, cellular component: membrane. Lineage: Eukaryota; Metazoa; Chordata; Mammalia; Tubulidentata; Orycteropodidae. The record is from RefSeq and is a predicted model, not a curated record.
AUGGAUUCCCUGGUGGAUGGGAACCACACUGCAGUGACAGAAUUCAUUUUAUUGGGCUUAACAGACGAUCCUACCCUUCGGGUCAUCCUCUUCGUGGUCAUCCUGUGCAUCUACCUGGUGACUGUAUCUGGCAAUCUCAGCACAAUCAUUCUUAUCAGAAUCUCUUCUCAGCUCCAUCAUCCUAUGUAUUUCUUCCUGAGCCAAUUGGCAUUGGCUGACAUAGGCUACUCAUCCUCUGUCACACCCAAUAUGCUUGUAAACUUCCUGGUGGAGAGAAAUACAAUCUCCUAUGUUGGAUGUGCCAUUCAACUUUGUUCAGCCGUUUUCUUUGGGACAGUUGAGUGCUUUCUUCUGGCUGCCAUGGCAUAUGACCGCUUUGUAGCAAUCUGCAACCCACUGCUUUAUUCAACCAAAAUGUCCACACGAGUCUGUGUCCAGCUAUUCUCUGUGGCUUAUGUCGGUGGUUUUCUUAAUGCUUCUUGUUUUAAUAUUUCCUUCUUUUCUUUAUUCUUCUGUGGAUCAAACCGAGUCAAUCAUUUUUUCUGUGAUUUUGCUCCUUUAGUUGAACUUUCCUGUUCUGAUGCCAGUAUCAUUGUAAUGGUCUCCUCAACUUUUGCUGGAUCCAUCAUUGUGGUCACAUUGUUUAUCAUAGCCAUCUCCUAUGUGUACAUCCCCAUCACCAUCCUGAAGAUGCACUCCAGUGAGGGCCGCCACAAGACCUUCUCCGCCUGCACCUCCCACCUUGCUGCAGUAACUCUGUACUAUGGGACCAUUACAUUCAUUUAUGUGAUGCCCAAGUCUAGCUACUCUACUGACCAGAACAAGGUAGUGUCUGUGUUCUACAUGGUGGUGAUCCCCAUGUUGAACCCUCUCAUAUACAGUCUCAGGAAUAAUGAGAUUAAGGGGGCUCUCAAGAGACAGCUUGGUAGAAAAAUAUUUUCUUCAUGA